UUCCCAGUCCCUCGUUCGGUGAGGAUGUUACAAAUAAAUUAAGGCAACAUAUAUAAUCUCUUUAGCGCAAUAUUUUAUGCAGUUGGUAUUUAGAAUGACAUAGAUGGAAACGGUCACUGACAGCGGGGUCUGUUUGUGGCGUGAACGCCUUUGCUUUGGGUGAAAACUUUCCUCGAUAUUCGCAUGAAUGUAUUGGUUCAGACAGAGGAGUUUAAUCCCUCUCUCCAAGAUCCUUGGAUCAAGAUACAGUUCAUGGCAAAUGGUUGUUUGAGCGGCUGUAGAAAGCGGGAAGGAGAGAGUUGCAGAGAGUACUUAAGUUGACAGCGGCAUCAAUAAACUAACAUAACUAUGUAGGAUCAAAAUUACAACAAUUCCGUAAAUGACGACGGAAGUCUACGUGCAUCCUACACCAGAUAUCAUCUGCGACUGACUUAAGUAACUAUUCGGCCCUGAUCUUCUCAGCCUGUCUGCAGGCUCCUCAUGGUUGACCACAUAUUCCCCGAACCAUUGUGCAACUGGUUGAAGUUGCAGUAACCUAGUUCCCAGUCUGAACCAUCCAAUCUUGGCCCUCAAUUCGCUCAUCAGAUGCCCGCAAUUUUAAACAUGUAUCGUCUUUCUAACUCCUUACAUGACCACCUGCGAACUCUUCCAAUCCUCUUGAUGUCUGGGCUUUCUUUGGAGUUAAAAUGUAACAGCAGAGGUGGGACUAUUGUGGGUCAUGUUCAAACAGUAAUGACCAGGAGAGCAAGUUGUGCCAAUGGAAACCAAUCGUUUCCGGGUACUUAGUUGGAUGGAAUGUCUGCGCAUUCUAGUACUGGCAAAUUAGGCUUGAUAGAAGGAUGGGUGUGGUUGAGCUGGGUCUGAUAUUAAAUGCUCGGGUUUUAUUAUGCCAUCUCUCUGUACAGAUUCAGUUGGGAUACCAGGAAGUCGUUUGGUGUUCCGAAUCUUGAGCGUACAAUUAACGGCUGGACCAUGGCACAAGAAAUGUCACAAUACUUGUAUCUGAGGCAGAUCAAAUGUUGGCCCUGUGGAGAAUCGCUCUUUUCACGAUACUGCCUUUAACACCGAUAAUAGAAGUACUACAUUCUUUGGCAAGCUGCGUUCCUAAGUUAAAGGUCCACACUGUUGACAUUUAGAUGCUAAACCCGAUAUAUGAUGCACUAGGGGGAAUUUGUAUGUGCAAAGUGUAAGUAAGCAGUCGGAAUCUUAGCAGAAAUAAUAUGUUCACUAAGUGGGGAAAAAUUUCCAUUCAGAAUGUAGGGAUUGAAAAAAAGUUGCGCAGCGCUAAUGAGAAUAUUUUAAAACAGGCUGUGUGAUUAUAAUCAUUUCAGUGAACUUUUGUGAAUGAUCGUUAUUGCUUUUUGUUAUAGGUAAAUGUGAUUAUUAUCACCCUUUAACAAUCAUGCUUCAUAUUGGGUUGGACGUUUUGUUCCUCACCAACUCCCUGUAGUCGGAGCCCGCGGUAUAAGAGGGGGAAAAAAGCAGGAUGGGAAAAAGAUGGGAAUUCCGCUCAGUGUUCAGGAAGCGAUAGUUUAAAUACAUCAACACAACUGACGACGUUUCUUUUUAUGUGUAAUAUUCGAAGGCAAAAGACAAUGAAAAAUACAAAUUUGCAUUAUGUUUGAAUUAUAACAUCACUUCCCGCAUUAAACGUUGCAUAUAUCCCCCCUAGUUGUUUGAGUUUUUGUUGUUGGUUCGAAUGUAUGCCAUAUUACUUCCCUGAUUUCUCCCCGAUGAUCACCAAUGCAUUUCAAAACGCGGAACAUUUCCGCGAACGAGCAAUUCGUUUUAAUUCACAAAAUGUUAUUAUUUGUAACUUUGCAAUCAGCCAAUUUCUGAAGCCGGCAAAGAUAUUUUUCCAUGAAUGUCUGGAACAUCGGAUUGAUGCAGAAUCUAAAUGAGUUCUGACUCUCGAGUCCAACGUCAAUUUGUUCCAGCUCUAUUGUAAUUAUUAGUCGAUGUAGACUUUUCCUGGAUUAGAAAUAUUUAUAUGAACAUUUUCAACAGCGCUACCUUUGUAGAUAAGAUGAAAUAGGCUAACAUUCAGAGAAUCGCAGGAGCAAAUUCCAAAACGAAAGUUAUUCUAAGUUUUAUGAAAACGACCCACAGUAUUGGCACCUAAUUUAAAAUUCUACUAUACAAUAAGGGACAAGCAAACAUACUUGGCCAACCUACUUUUUGAAUACACCCAAUAGAGCGUCUAUGGUGGACUCUGAAAUCCGGAUCUUAAAUAUAUGUAAAACUAUAAAAUUCGGAAUAGUUAUUUGUAUUUCAGUGCUUAGCCGCAUGCCUUCGCAUGAAACGAUUUGUCCCUCUUUGCCAACAGGUAUGCCUAAGAAAAGGGAGGAUAAAUGCGGACAGUCGAUCCAGUAACACAAUCAAACAAAAUGUACUUUGCAACUUCCUUGCCUUGAUUUCACAGACAAUUUAGUGUUCAGUCAGUCUUGCUCUGGUUUAGACAAAUGCAAAACACUGCCCGAGGGCUUGUAAAAGUGUAUUUCGCUGCUCAAUUGAUUCAAUCUCACAGCGAUAGUUCUCAGUUUUAAAAUACACACUGGGUUCUCGGCUCCGAGCGCCCCCCCCGUCUGUUUUUCAUUGUUUUAACACUUUCCCAGGGAGUUUGAAGAGGGUCCCACGCUGUGUCUGCUAAUCAUCUUUCUAUGAGUCGAUUUGAAUAUUCCAGUGAUUAAGGCUUUGUUGACUUUGAUGCAUGUUCACGGCUUUGUUAAGACUAUAUAAAAACAGGGAGUCCGAGUACAAGGUAGUAGUACUGGAAGGUUGGAUUUCGUGUAGCCACAACAAACUUUCGCAGCUUUCCAGAGCUUCUCAAGGCCUCUCAACGGUCUGUUGUUCGUUGGAAAGGACCGUUUCCCUCUCAGAAAUCGAAUUAUCAUUUACUGGAUACAGUAGACACAAUGAGAAUUCUUUAUCUGGUAUCUGUGUUACAUUUAGUGUUUUUGAAGUUGAUAUCUGAAGCAGUUAGCUUCCGACCGAAGAUUCAGCCCUUGCCCAUUCAAGCAGAAGAUGAUCUCGUUCAUUCUAAAGGAGUUGCAGGUUGCUCUUUCGGUGGGAAACUAUACGCGCUCCGGGAUACCUGGCACCCGGACCUAGGGCAGCCUUUCGGAGUGAUGCACUGCGUCAUUUGCCACUGUGAGCCGCAACGAAAUCGACGAGGUAAGGUUAAUGGCAAAGUAAGCUGCAGGAAUAUCAAGCAGGACUGUGGCGAGCCUCCCUGCCGCAACGCGGUCUUACUGCCCGGACACUGCUGUAAAACCUGCGCCAAAGAAGGUGCCGGCAGCUCAGAGAAGGAAGCUGACCUCACCUCGGACGGAUUUGAGUACUUCCCUCUGGAGAAAGAGGAUGACCUCCAAAAAAGUCACAACGACCGAUCAUACAUCACCUCCGAGGAUAUUUCAAUGGACGACAGCAGGACAGAUUUUGUGGCCUUGCUCACAUCAACAACCGGCCAACUGCCAGCAUCCCCAGGAGUGGCUAAAGCUCGUCUCACGCUGGUCAGAUCCAACCUGGUAUUCGCCAUUCACUAUGAAAGACUCCGCCGCCCUAUUAGGGUAAGCUUUCGGGAUCAGGAUGGGACAGUUUUAUUCGAACAUCCAGUUCGCAAGAUGACUACACCUCAAAGCAACCUGAUCUGUGGCCUGUGGAGAAAUGUACAUAAACCUUUUAUCAAGCUGCUGAAGUCUGAUCAGCUCCACAUUGUGCUGAUGGCACAGCCACAGUCAGAUGCUGCCAUCCUAGGCAAAAUUGUCAAGCACAGAGCACUCUUUGCUGAAACAUUCAGUUCUGUUCUGACUUCGACUGACGCUGAUCACUCCGGACUGGGUGGCAUUGCCAUGCUGACACUCAGCGAUGUUGAAAAUAAUCUACAUUUUAUCAUCAUGUUUGAGGGGCUGCUGAACAAAAGUGAAAAAGACCACAGCCUGGUCCCAGUCCGCGUGCAAUUAUCAUAUGGGAGCCAGCCAUUGAGAGAAGUCAGAGCCAACAUCACCACCCAUGACUCCAAUUUUGCUGAAGUGAUGACUGACCUCAGUAACAAGGAGAUGUUCCUGCUUUCACAUGGCCAGUUGGAAAUUUCUCUGGAAACUGAAGGCAGAAAUCCAAAUCGUAUUUCUGGAAUUGUCACAGCCAAGAAAACAUGUGAUACUAUUCAGAGUGUACUCUCAGGUGGAAAUGCUCUCACGGCCACUAAAACUGGUGCUGUUGGUUCAGCAAAAUUUACUUUACAUGACAAUGGGACUCUUGAAUUUCAGGUACAAGUAGCUGGCAUUGCCAGUGAAGUCAUAGGGCUCACAAUUGAAACAAAGCCUCGACGCAGGCACAGACGGAAUAUUUUACACGAUUUAACUUCGGACUACAGGAAUAAUUUUGCAACUGGAAUUAGCAACAGUCUAAAUGCCAGGGACGUUCAUAUGCUAUUACAGAAUGAGCUCUUCAUCAAUGUUGCAACAAAGGAGUAUGAAGAGGGGGAACUGAGAGGACAAAUCAGUUCUUUACUCUAUAGUGGCCUUCAAGCAAGAUACUACGAUCUGCCAAUCCCAUUAGCUGGACAGUUUGUGGUACCCCCUGUAAAGACUAGCUCAGCAGGGCAUGCUUGGAUGUCUUUGGAUGAACACUGCCACCUACACUAUGAGAUACUUGUGGCUGGGCUGAGUAAAACUGAAGACAUUACCAUUAAUGCACAUCUCCAUGGAUUCGCUGAGAUUGGGGAAGUGGAUGAGAACAGCGGUGAACAUAAGCGGCUCCUUAAAGGGUUUUAUGGAUCUGAGGCUCAAGGAAUAUUGAAGGAUAUUAGUAGUGAUCUCCUGCGACAUCUUAAUAGAGGAACGGCAUUUAUUCAAGUUACCACAAAACUUAAUCCUAGAGGAGAAAUACGAGGACCGGUGCUGAUUCCAAACCAGUGCGAGUCGAGAGGGUUUGUCACAACUAAGGAACCGGAGUUUGAAGACGGUCUUUUUGAGGAAGUUGUACCUGCUUCAGAGGAGUUGAAGAAAGAUCCAAAUUCUUGUUACUUUGAAGGGAAACGUAGAGCCCAUGAGUCCCAGUGGGCACCAGAUUAUGACCGGAAGUGCUCCAUCUGUACUUGCCAGAAAAGGACUGUAAUAUGCGACCCCAUCAUAUGUCUUCCUCUGAACUGCACAGAGAUUGUUCAUGUUGAAGAUAAAUGCUGUCCUGUUUGCCAAGAUAAAACCAAAGCAAAAGAUGAAAAGAAAACAGGAACAGUCCAGGCUGAAGGCUGCUACUUUGAUGGGGACAGGAAAUGGCAUCCUGCUGGGACAACCUGGCAUCCAUUUGUACCACCGUUUGGCUAUGUGAAGUGUGCAGUAUGCAGCUGUAAGGGGGCAACUGGGGAGGUUCAUUGUGAGAAGGUUCAAUGCCCAGCUCUGCCUUGUAGCCAGCCCAUUAGGAGGAAUGCAUCAAACUGUUGCAAAGAAUGUCCAGUUACAGAGAUUGCCCCUUUUGACCACACAGACAUGAUGCAGGCUGAUGGGCCCAGGCCCUGCAAAUUUGGGCGUCAUAUAUACAUGAACAAUAAUAAAUGGCAUCCUGAAGUUCCUCCGUUUGGGGAAAUGAAAUGCAUUACUUGCUGGUGUGAUGAGGGGUCCACAAAGUGUCAACGAGAGAAGUGUCCGCUUCUAACCUGUGAGAAAAUUGUAAAGCAACAGCACAAGUGCUGUCCAGAGUGUGAAGCAGAGACUUCAUAUUAUAAUGAAGAUGGAGAGAAAUUAAAAAGCCAACAGGACAAGAGCUGGGAUUCUCAACCACUAUCUGACUGAAUUUGUGUUAAUACAUUCCACACGUGCAGUGAACAGAGUAAGCAUGUGCAGGGUGCAAGGAUGCCUACUUCAGUUCAUCAGAUUGAGAUUUUGAGGCUUCACUUGAAAGAUGAAUGAAAAAUCAAUGAAUGACAGUUGACUCAGUAUUUGGUGCUGUUAAUCGAAGAGGAACAAAGCUGUGAAUACCAUCAGCAACUGUGACUUGUUCUUCGUAGUGAAUUCAGAAGUAGGUACUUGAGUGGCCUGGAAAAAAGACAAUCAGAUCCUGCAAGGAAGCAUGAAAUCAGACUGAAAGAUCUUUCAGAAAUUAGAUGAAUGAGACAAUGAUGAAGUAAUCAUUGCCAAAAGGUCUCUGUUAACUAUCAUCAAUGCUUUCUGCAAUUCAAAGGACUUUGAGGAACAGACUUAUUUCAUGUUGUUAGAUAACUUUGGUUUAAAAUGGCAAGAUGUUGUGCUUCCCAUGCAUAUGUUAGCUUUUUCUUGAAGUGUAAAUCCACAAUCAUGUGAUUAUCGCACAACACACAAAAAAAUCACAUGGGUGUGCAAGUUCCAUCCAGUGAGGGACUUCCUGGGAAGGGAGCCCAGAACACAGCUGAAUGAAUGAAGGUGUGAUACCUUUCUUUUUCUUUUAGCAAUUUGUCGUUAAAUUUCUCUUGGAGAUUCCCAGUGGGAGAAGCGGCUUGGUUCAUGUGUCCUGAUCUGCAUUUCAAUUGACCUUUUUUAUAUCCUCGCUAUGCUUCUGUGAUAGUCAUUUGCAUAUGCAGAAAGACCCCCCCCCCCCCCCCCCCCCCCCCCCCGGGGAUGAAGGUAUCAGAUAAUGGAAGUGUUAAGUAUGAGGCAAUUUACAUGUGUGCCCUCAACAAGCCCCAGUUGCAUUCUUCCUAAAUUCCUCACAGGGUCUUUAUUUGUUAACCUCUGCAAGAGUGCUUUUGUUGAGAGAUUUAAUUUACAAUGAAAUAAAUUGUAGCAGGUGAAAGUGAAGAAAGAUCUCCAGCCAACAUUUGCUUUAAAUUGUGGCGACCCAUUUCCUGGCACAUCCGAACCGGCUCACAAUUAGAUAGCCUACGGGGGUUUGCGAGCACAGAGCUUUGGAGCCUCUGCGCCAUGGGGGGGGGGGGGUG
Molecule: messenger RNA, 6913 nt
Organism: Hypanus sabinus (Atlantic stingray)
Lineage: Eukaryota; Metazoa; Chordata; Chondrichthyes; Myliobatiformes; Dasyatidae
Gene: chrd
Product: chordin
Exons: 23
Coding region: 2916-5792 (958 amino acids)
Biological process (GO): multicellular organism development
Molecular function (GO): protein binding
Source: RefSeq, a predicted model, not a curated record